CACUUCUGCUCGUCCUGGGACGGCAACGGCGGCGGCGGCGCUGGCGGCGGCGGCGCGGGGCAUGGUCCCCGGGUCCGAGGGCCCGGCUCGGGCCGGGGGCCUCGUGGCCGAUGUGGUGUUUGUGAUCGAGGGCACAGCAAACCUGGGGCCGUACUUCGAGGGACUCCGCAAGCACUACCUGCUGCCCGCCAUCGAGUACUUCAACGGGGGACCGCCCGCAGAGACGGACUUCGGUGGAGACUAUGGUGGAACCCAGUACAGCCUUGUGGUGUUCAACACAGUGGACUGCGCUCCAGAGUCCUACGUACAAUGUCACGCUCCAACCAGCAGUGCCUAUGAGUUUGUCACCUGGCUGGAUGGCAUCAAGUUCAUGGGCGGCGGUGGUGAGAGCUGCAGCCUCAUUGCGGAAGGCCUGAGCACUGCCCUGCAGCUGUUCGAUGACUUCAAGAAGAUGCGGGAACAGAUUGGCCAGACGCACAGAGUCUGCCUCCUCAUCUGCAACUCGCCCCCAUACCUGCUGCCUGCCGUGGAGAGCACCACGUACUCUGGCUGUACAACCGAGAGCCUGGUGCAGAAGAUAGGGGAGCGUGGGAUCCACUUCUCCAUUGUUUCUCCAAGAAAGCUGCCCGCCCUUCGGCUUCUGUUUGAGAAGGCGGCUCCUCCGGCCCUGCUGGAGCCCUUGCAGCCUCCAGCAGAUGUGAGCCAGGACCCGCGGCACAUGGUGCUAGUGCGUGGGCUCGUACUGCCUGUUGGUGGCAGCUCAGCCCCAGGCCCUCUGCAGCCCAAGCAAACAGUCCCCCUGCCUCCAGCUCCAUCCUCUGCCAGCACACUCUCUGCAGCCCCCCAGCAGGCUCUGCCCCCUGUCCCACCACAGUACCAGGUCCCUGGGAACCUCAGCGCUGCUCAGGUGGCUGCACAGAAUGCUGUGGAGGCCGCCAAGAGCCAGAAGGCUGGGCUGGGCCCACGCUUCUCACCCAUCAACCCUCUCCAGCAAGCUGCUUCGGGAGUGGGGCCCCCCUUCAGCCAGGCCCCAGCACCCCCAUUGGCUCCUGGGCCUCCUGGAGCCCCCAAGCCACCUCCUGCUUCCCAGCCUAGCCUAGUCUCCACUGUGGCCCCUGGACCAGGUCUGGCACCCACUGCCCAGCCUGGAGCUCCAUCUAUGCAGGCAAGCACUGUAGCUCCAGGUGGGGUCAGUGGUCCUUCACCGGCCCAGCUUGGGGCUCCUGCACUUGGUGGACAACAGUCAGUGUCGAACAAGCUCCUGGCCUGGAGUGGGGUCCUCGAGUGGCAGGAGAAGCCAAAGCCUGCAUCCGUGGAUGCCAACACCAAGCUGACAAGGUCUCUACCUUGCCAGGUCUAUGUGAACCAUGGAGAAAACCUGAAGACUGAGCAGUGGCCCCAGAAACUGAUCAUGCAGCUCAUCCCUCAGCAGCUGCUGACCACUCUGGGGCCGCUGUUCCGGAACUCAAGAAUGGUUCAGUUCCACUUCACCAACAAGGACCUGGAAUCCCUCAAAGGCCUCUACCGCAUCAUGGGCAAUGGCUUUGCGGGCUGCGUGCACUUCCCACACACAGCCCCAUGCGAGGUGCGCGUGCUCAUGCUCCUGUACUCAUCCAAGAAGAAGAUCUUCAUGGGCCUCAUCCCCUACGACCAGAGUGGCUUUGUCAACGGCAUCCGCCAGGUCAUCACCAACCACAAGCAGGUCCAGCAGCAGAAGCUGGAGCAGCAGCGAGGGAUGGGGGCACAGCAGGCACCUCCAGGCCUGGGCCCCAUUCUGGAGGACCAAGCGAGGCCCCCGCAGAAUCUACUCCAGCUCCGGGCGCCACAGUCCCAGCCUCAAGGUGCUGUGGGGGCCUCUGUGGCUACAGGGCAGCCCCCGCCCCAAGGCACUACCCAGGCCCCCACAGGGGCUCCCCAGGGUCCUCCAGGAACAGCCCCUGGCCCACCUCCUUCUGGACCCAUCCUUCGUCCCCAGAACCCUGGAGCCAAUCCCCAGUUGCGGAGCCUGCUCCUUAACCCGGCACCGACUGGGGUACCCCCACCCCAGGCCUCCCUCCACCACCUGCAGCCUCCAGGGGCCCCUGCUCUGCUUCCACCACCACAUCAGAGCCUGGGGCAACCCCAGCUGGGGCCGCAACUCCUGCACCCUCCGCCUGCCCAGUCUUGGCCUGCACAGCUUCCCCAGCGGGCUCCACUGCCAGUGGCCAAACGAAAGAAAGAAGGAGAGGGCCGCGUGUUUCGAGAAAAGUGGGAGCGAGACUAUUUCUUUGUGGAAGUGAAGAGUAUGCCUACGUGCUUAAUAUGCAAAAAAAAUGUGUCAGUCCUGAAAGAGUACAACCUGAAGCGCCACUAUGAGUCCCAGCACAGUAAGAGCUACGACCAGUACACAGCGCAGAGCCGCGACAUGCUCCUGCAGGAGCUGAAGAGGGCCCUCCGAGCCAGCGAGGCUCUAGAGAGCCAGGAAUAGGAGCCAUGGAGUGACGUGGAAAGAACUCGCGUGUCCUGAACAGAACUGCAUCCUCAAGGUUGGCCUGUGGGUCUGACAAGCUUUCGCAGGAGUCGGAGGCCUUCUGGGGUCUAGCAGCCUGAUCCAUGGCUGUGCGGAAACUCUGACCACACAGUUAGCUUUAUUUAUUUGAGGUGGCGGUGAUCUCCAUACAGCUGAAGUCUGUGAGGCGGCCCCUCGCCAACCCCUUGCUUUGAAGUGACUUACUCUUGUGCAGGCAUACACAUCAGAAUUCAUAAGCACAACUACAGCCCCAUCACAGUGAUCGGGUCGUCCAUCAUGAGGGGCCAUCCCAUACCUCGAUCCCAAGUGACACUGUUUGUUGAGGACCUGGAUCAGGUCCUCGCCUCAAUCACCAGGAAUUCAGAUACACGACACCUUGACUCUGGCAUUCCUGUGCUUGAACUGAGCCAACCUUCUGAGACCAGGACAUACAGGAAAUCCAAACCGGCAUGCCUGGUUCAUUUCAAAGUGUGCAGAGCCAUGCUUGUUCCCUGGAGGUCAGAAACUUGUGUUGAACACUGAAUCUGUCUCAGCAGGGAUGUUCACAAACAGCUCCUGAAUGUAUGACAGCUGUGGUCCUGGCAGACAGAUGCCACUGCCGGGGAACAGUGGACUGCUCACCUCGCUGCAGCUGUGUGUGAAAUGAGAGGUGCCAGGACUAGCCCUUUACACUGUGAGACCCAAGACCAAGUCCCCCCAAGGGCCGUGCUCUACUUGAUCCUGAGCUAGCACUGGCUAGCUCGCUCUUAAUGGUUGUGUGAACGCAGACCCCAGUGCAAGUUGCAGUGCUCCAGGGUGCUUGCAAUUCUGCGGGAUGGCGAGGGUCCUCAGCCUCGCCCAGCAGUGUCCCAAAUGUCUGGCUGCACACACUUGUGACAGUCACUGUUUUCAUUACAGACCUAAAUCAAAAACUCCAUUUUAUGGAUCAAGGUUGAAUUCUCAUCUGCCUGUUUCUCUGCCCCAUGCAAGGCCCAGCACUGAUAUCUGGGUGUAGAAGGGCAGGUGUCAACCUUUUAGCCUCCUCUCAAAGGCACAAGAGAAUUACAAGAGAGAAAUUUUAAUAAUUAAAUAUUUCUAUUUUUCAAUUUGUAUUUUUUCAAUUUUGAAUUUAAAGUAUGGACUCUAGUAUCAUACAUGUUUGUGUUGUGUUCCAUGCGUUCACCGUAGAUCAGUAAAGAUCCAAUUUGAUUAUC
Messenger RNA from Alexandromys fortis (reed vole), 3702 nucleotides. RefSeq names its product mediator complex subunit 25 (gene Med25). Bases 62 to 2467 code for a protein of 801 amino acids. Gene Ontology annotation, cellular component: transcription regulator complex; mediator complex. The transcript has 17 exons. The record is from RefSeq and is a predicted model, not a curated record. Lineage: Eukaryota; Metazoa; Chordata; Mammalia; Rodentia; Cricetidae. Gene Ontology annotation, biological process: positive regulation of transcription by RNA polymerase II.